Rattus norvegicus (Norway rat) is the source of this 5111-nucleotide messenger RNA. RefSeq names its product MBL associated serine protease 1 (gene Masp1). NCBI's taxonomy places the organism in Eukaryota, Metazoa, Chordata, Mammalia, Rodentia, Muridae. The record is from RefSeq and is marked validated. Gene Ontology annotation, biological process: complement activation; proteolysis. The transcript has 16 exons. Gene Ontology annotation, cellular component: cell surface; extracellular region. Bases 101 to 2215 code for a protein of 704 amino acids. Gene Ontology annotation, molecular function: calcium ion binding; serine-type endopeptidase activity.
ACAAAGAUAAGGCAUCGCUGACACCACACCGGGGACUGGGACGAGCUCACAGACAAGUCGGGCAGAAGGGACCAAAGCCAGGAGCACACAAGGCAGGAAAAUGAGGUUCCUGUCUUUCAGACGGCUCCUCCUCUACCAUGUUCUGUGCCUCACCCUGACGGAGGUUUCAGCCCAUACCGUGGAGCUAAAUGAAAUGUUUGGCCAGAUCCAGUCCCCUGGCUAUCCGGAUUCCUAUCCGAGUGACUCGGAGGUGACCUGGAAUAUUACUGUCCCGGAGGGGUUCCGGGUCCAGCUUUACUUCAUGCACUUCAACUUGGAAUCCUCCUACCUUUGUGAAUAUGACUAUGUGAAGGUAGAAACCGAAGACCAGGUGCUGGCAACCUUCUGUGGCAGGGAGACCACCGAUACCGAGCAGACCCCGGGCCAGGAAGUGGUUCUUUCGCCUGGUUCCUUUAUGUCUGUCACUUUCCGGUCAGAUUUCUCCAAUGAGGAACGAUUCACAGGUUUUGACGCCCACUACAUGGCUGUAGAUGUGGAUGAGUGCAAGGAAAGGGAAGAUGAGGAGCUGUCCUGUGACCACUACUGCCACAACUACAUCGGCGGCUACUACUGCUCCUGUCGCUUUGGCUACAUCCUCCACACAGACAACAGGACCUGCCGAGUGGAAUGCAGUGGCAAUCUCUUUACCCAGAGGACAGGCACAAUCACCAGCCCGGAUUACCCCAACCCUUACCCCAAGAGCUCUGAAUGUUCCUAUACCAUUGACCUGGAGGAGGGCUUCAUGGUUACCCUGCAGUUUGAGGACAUUUUUGACAUUGAAGACCAUCCCGAGGUGCCCUGUCCCUAUGACUACAUUAAGAUUAAAGCUGGUUCAAAAGUAUGGGGACCCUUCUGUGGAGAGAAAUCCCCAGAACCAAUCAGCACCCAGAGUCAUAGCAUCCAGAUCCUAUUUCGCAGCGACAAUUCAGGAGAGAACCGAGGCUGGAGGCUCUCCUACAGGGCUGCAGGAAAUGAGUGCCCAAAGCUACAACCCCCCGUGUAUGGGAAAAUUGAACCCUCGCAAGCCGUGUACUCCUUCAAAGACCAAGUGCUCAUCAGCUGUGACACGGGCUACAAAGUGCUAAAGGAUAACGAGGUGAUGGACACAUUCCAAAUUGAGUGUCUGAAGGAUGGUGCAUGGAGUAACAAGAUUCCCACCUGUAAAAUUGUAGACUGUGGAGUUCCAGCAGUGCUGAAACAUGGGCUAGUAACCUUCUCCACAAGAAACAACCUCACCACGUACAAAUCUGAGAUAAGGUACUCCUGCCAGCAACCCUAUUACAAGAUGCUUCACAAUACCACAGGUGUAUAUACAUGUUCUGCUCAUGGGACCUGGACAAAUGAAGUGCUCAAGAGAAGCCUGCCCACCUGCCUUCCAGUGUGUGGUCUCCCCAAGUUCUCCCGGAAGCACAUCUCCAGGAUCUUCAAUGGACGCCCAGCCCAGAAGGGUACCACUCCAUGGAUUGCCAUGCUGUCACAACUGAAUGGGCAACCCUUCUGUGGGGGUAGCCUUUUAGGUUCCAACUGGGUUUUGACGGCUGCUCACUGUCUCCACCAUCCACUUGAUCCAGAAGAGCCAAUCUUACACAACUCACAUUUGCUCAGCCCUUCUGACUUCAAAAUUAUCAUGGGAAAGCACUGGAGACGCCGCUCAGAUGAAGACGAACAGCAUCUGCAUGUAAAGCACAUCAUGCUCCACCCGCUGUACAACCCCAGCACAUUUGAGAACGACUUGGGUCUGGUGGAACUGUCAGAGAGUCCAAGGCUGAACGACUUUGUGAUGCCUGUCUGUCUGCCUGAGCACCCUUCCACUGAAGGAACCAUGGUCAUCGUCAGCGGCUGGGGGAAGCAGUUCCUACAGAGGCUUCCAGAGAACCUGAUGGAGAUUGAAAUCCCAAUUGUAAACUACCAUACCUGCCAAGAGGCCUACACCCCAUUGGGGAAGAAAGUGACCCAGGACAUGAUCUGUGCUGGAGAAAAGGAAGGGGGAAAAGACGCCUGUGCUGGCGACUCUGGAGGCCCCAUGGUGACCAAAGAUGCAGAGAGAGACCAAUGGUACCUGGUGGGCGUGGUGUCCUGGGGUGAAGAUUGCGGGAAGAAAGAUCGCUAUGGAGUUUAUUCUUAUAUCUAUCCCAACAAGGAUUGGAUCCAGAGGGUCACUGGGGUGAGGAACUGAGUUUGAAUCCCAGCCCAGCACCUACUGUAUGGUCAAUCACCAACAGAAGAUCAGCAAAUGCAAGCAACCUUUCCUCCCCGGGUCCUCGGUCUUCCCUGUCCAUUCCUGGGUGAUACUGGAAUUCAUUGAGUCCCCCUUUCCUCGCUCUUUAUAGAGGCAGAGUAGCAUAGUGGGGUCAGAGCAGAAGGCUGGAUCCAGGAUCCAUCACUUAAGAUUUUCAUAAUGACAGACAGCUGACUGCCUCUUUGAGCCUAUUCUUCAACAAUGAGAAGCAAGGCCCAGACCUUAUCUACCUCACAAAAGCAUGCUGAGGAGAAAGUUAAUAAUAAUGUAGUACUUAGUCUGGUGUUUGACCUAAACUACGUGUUCCAAAACUGUGACUUAGCAAAAGACAUCUGUGCCCAUGAGGCAGGUAGAGGUCCCUUAUAAACUCUUGGUUGGGUUUUAGGGAAGACUAGUGCCACCUCUCCACUCACCCUCAGCCCUUGCUUUAAUCUGCCCCCUAGAGUCUAAGCUUCAUCACCAAAUACCAUCCUCCCAAGCCCAGCCCCAAUCCCCCAUAAAAACGUAAACUAAAUAAAGUUCUUAGCCCUAUGACAUGAUUCCCAGUGACACACCCAGCAAUGUCGUUUGGCACUUGAGCUAAGUACCAAAUGGUAAGAGUCUGAGACAAGCAGGGGCUGGGUGGAUGGUGGGUUGUGAAGUCAGACAUCUGCCCCCAUCUCUCAUGUGACCCUCACUAUAAGUCUUUUCUUCUUGUUUUGAAGGUGCUUGUUAGCGCUAGAAUCCAAUGGAGUCACGUCCCCUAUGAUGAGUUAGAUUCAAAGUAAUCCAAAAGGGAAAUGUUCAUUAGGUUCAAAGGUCAAAAUUCUCCUGACCCUGAAAUUCCCACAGUGAUCCAGCAUACUCAUGUCCCAAAGGACAUAACCAAAGCCAAGUGCAGCCAAAGAUCUUCCCCUUGUUCUAAGUAUAGUGGCUUUCCUGAGUCCCAUCCCCUUUUUCACCCUCUAGGCAUGGGCUGCACAAGGCAGGCCCUGGCAGGCUCAGCCUCAAGCACUUGGACUCUCUCUUGCUCUCCUUCACCCUCGCCACAUCCUAGCUCAGCUUAGCCUGCCAUUUCUCUGAUUCCUGCCCCUUUGUCUCAUCCACCUGAGAACACUUGUCUUUGAAGAAGCUUCUAGAGACCUCAUCCAAGACAAGGUUUUCAAACAAACAGAAGCCCAGCCCUGAGUUUCUGUGUAUGAGAAUUGUUCUUCAUAGAAGACUUUGCCCCUUGGCCUGCAUUGCUGCUGCUAGAGUCCAGAAGAACCUCUGGUAAAUGAGGAAGACAGUGGGGAAUAAGGACUUGUGGGCAUUCAGCCCAAGGCUGCACACUCAGGGACAACAAUUCACCCCUCUACCCCUCAGAGCAAGGCACUCUAUUUCUAUACGCUUGGUUUUUAUGCAAAGAGAUGGCACAGAGCCAGGAAUCAGAUACUUCUCAAGCAAGCUGCUACUCUAUUUUAGUUCCUGAUGAAGAAUUUUGAUGUAGCCUGCCCAUUGCCAGCACUUCCUGAACAGCUUGCUGUUCCAGGUCAUGCUGACUGCUGCUGCAGCCUGCUGCAGUGAGGAGUGUACGGGUCAUGGCUUCAAGAUAUUCCUAGUGGAGCUGUGGCACACAUGUGACUUCGAUAUGCGGAUGACCCCUGACAAGUCUAUUUUAAGAGGCAUGGAGAUAGAAGAAAGCCUAAUGUUGUCUGUAACUUGAAGGGGAAUGCCAAGAAUCAGUCUAGAGGGAGUUGACCUUCGGAGAGUGUGCAUUUCUACAAGUGAAGCCAAGGAAACUCUUCUAGAAGAAGAACGGGAGUCCACUUCCAUUCAGAUACUACCAGCUCCUCCCACAGUUAUGAUAUUUCCAGGAAACCAGCAUUCAAGCAUGAGAAUCAACAUAUAAACCGGCCUCUUUCCAAAAUUCUUCAUCAGGAACUAAAAUAGAGUAAAUAAAUAUUCUUAUCAGAAUAUUCAGCACUUUAAAUGCCUCGGAAUUACCAUGCAGAUACCAACUUCUGGCUGAGCCCAGUUUAUCCUAUUUAUUCUCCUCCAAUUAUGACUUAAUCUUUAUCUUGAAAAAAUAACUAAAUGUCCCGUGGAACUUGAACAUCGUCCCACAAGUACCAGUUACAUGAUGUGGUGAUUUGGAUAAGAAUGGCCCCCAUUGGCUCAUAUAUUUGAAUGCUUGCUCACCAGAGAGUAUUGCUAUUUGAAAAGAUUAGGAGAUGUCACCUUGUAGUAGGAGUGGCCUUGUGGAAAAUAAGUGUCCCUGGAAGUGGGCUUUGAGGUUUUCAAAAGCCCAAGGCAGGCUAUCUCUUCCUGCUGCCUGUGGGUCAAGAUGUAGGAGUCUUGGCCACUUCUUCAGCACCAUGUCUGCCUGCUUAUCACCAUGCUCUCUGCCAUGGGAAAAAUGGACAAAACUCCUGAGGGGAUGAGCCAACCCCAUCUAAGUGCUUUCCUUUGUAAGAGUUGUGUGGUCACAGUGUCUCUUCACAGCAAUAGAACACUAAGACAGAAGUCUAGUUGCUGUUAUGGUCCAAGAGAACUGAUGACUUGAAACUAGAGACACGGAAGAAUGGUAUAACCAUGGAGACUUCCUUGUCUAAAUUCAUAACCAACUCACUACCUUCGAAUCCAGCCAGUUCCUAAACAACUCUAAAAUGUGCUGCCCAUAAGAAGGCCCGCCUUCCAGGCAACUGAAAUCUACCUCCCGAGAAGUUAAUUUGUAUAAUGAGAGCUGUGAUUUCACACCGUGAGUACUGGUAUUAGCAGUGAUGAUCGUGCCUGGGAUUCAUUAGUCAAAGAAGUUGUUGUUCUUAUGGGAAACUACACAUUCGUUCCAAUAAACAUCUGCAUUGAGUCAAAG